AUGGUCUGCACCGGUCAUCAUACCGAUCCUCACUGGCCAACACCAUUUCCUGGACAGAAAUCGUUCCAAGGAAAACUCGUCCACAGUCAUGACUACAAGGACCACAUAGGUUACGAAGAUCAGACAGUGGUUGUGGUUGGAAUAGGAAACAGUGGAGCUGACAUUGCAGUGGAACUUAGCAAAAUAUGCAAAAAGGUGUACUUGGCGACCAGAUCCGGAUCUUGGGUCAUGAAUCGCGUGUGGGACUGUGGAGAACCGGUCGAUCUAGCCAUUCUUAGCAGAUUUAUAUAUGGAUUCAAAUCAAUCACGCCGUGGUUUUUCCAGAAUUGGAUUCUAGAGAGGAAGCUCAAUAAAAGAUUUGACCACGGACGGUUUGGACUAAAGCCAAAACAUCAUGUACUCUCCGCUCAUGUCACAAUCAAUGAUGAACUUCCUAAUCGUAUUAUCUGCGGAACCGUAGUUGUGAGUUAA
Cooperia oncophora is the source of this 471-nucleotide messenger RNA. Lineage: Eukaryota; Metazoa; Nematoda; Chromadorea; Rhabditida; Trichostrongylidae. The record is from the annotation of a GenBank genome assembly.